This is a messenger RNA of Lathyrus sativus (Indian pea), 2100 nucleotides long. Lineage: Eukaryota; Viridiplantae; Streptophyta; Magnoliopsida; Fabales; Fabaceae. The record is from the annotation of a GenBank genome assembly.
AUGAAGGAAAGUGAAAAAGGGUAUUUGGAUCCACAGUUAUGGCACGCUUGUGCAGGUGGAAUGGUUCAGAUACCUCAAGUGAAUACCAAAGUUUUCUACUUUCCACAGGGUCAUGCUGAACAUGCCAACACAAACAUUGAUCUAAGGGUUUCUGUUCCGCCGCUGAUUCUUUGCAAAGUUGUUGCUGUUAAAUUCAUGGCUGACCCGGAAACUGAUGAGGUUUUUGCUAUAAUGAAGCUUCUGCCUUUGAGAAACUCGGAGGUUGGUUACAGUGAAGAAAGUGGUGGUGAUGGUUUGGAGAAUUCUGAGAAGCCUGCGUCUUUUGCGAAGACUUUGACUCAAUCUGAUGCAAACAAUGGUGGAGGGUUUUCUGUUCCGAGAUACUGUGCUGAGACGAUCUUUCCGCGGCUGGAUUACGCGGCUGAGCCGCCUGUUCAGACAGUGGUGGCGAAGGAUGUUCACGGCGAGCUUUGGAAGUUUAGGCAUAUUUAUAGAGGGACGCCGCGUAGGCACUUGCUUACAACAGGGUGGAGUAGCUUUGUGAACCAGAAAAAGCUUGUUGCUGGUGAUUCUGUGGUGUUUCUGAGGUCGGAGAAUGGUGAAUUGUGUGUCGGAAUUCGAAGGGCGAAAAAGGGAAUUGGUAGUGGUUUUGAUGGUUCAUCUUGUGGUUGGACUUCAGGUUCAGGUUCUAACAGUGUUAAUUGUGGAAUUGGACCUUUUGGGGCAUUUUCAUUUUUCUUGAAAGAGGAGAAUAAGACAUUGAGAAAUGGUUGUGUUGGUGUUGGUGGUGAUGUGAGUGGAAGAGUAAAAGUGAGACAUGAAGAUGUUAUGGAAGCUGUGAAAUUGGCUGCUAAUAACCAACCAUUUGAAGUUGUUUACUAUCCAAGAGCAAGCACUCCUGAAUUUUGUGUUAAGGCUUCAUCUGUUAGAGCUGCUAUGAGGAUUCAAUGGUGUUCGGGGAUGAGGUUCAAGAUGCCUUUUGAAACCGAGGACUCGUCUAGGAUUAGUUGGUUUAUGGGAACCAUUGCUUCUGUUCAUGUUGUUGAUCCUAUUCGCUGGCCUAAUUCCCCAUGGCGCCUUCUUCAGGUUACAUGGGAUGAGCCGGAUUUACUACAAAAUGUGAAGUGUGUUAGUCCGUGGUUGGUCGAACUGGUAUCAAACAUACCAGUCCUUCAUUUCACACCUUUCACUCCACCGAGGAAGAAGCUGCGGUUUCCCCAAAACCUUGACUUCCCCCUCGGCGUUCAAUUUCCAUCACCGACGUUUUCAGGCAACCAGCUCGGGCCAAACGGCCCCUUCUUCGGUUUAUCUGAUAAUGCUCCUGCAUGUAUACAGGGAGCCAGGCAUGCUCAAUUUGGAGGAAUAUCUCUUUCAGAUCUCAACCUUAGCAACAAUAAGCUUCAGUUAGGGUUGUUUCCUACUACUAAUGUUCAGCACGUUGACGUGCGUACUAGGAUUUCGAACGGAAACAACAUGAUCAACAAUGAUAAGAACAAAGAAAGCUUAUCGUGCUUGUUGUCCAUAGGGAAAAAGUCUGACAAGAGUUUGGAGAAAUCUCAAUCUGAUGAUGUUGUUGUUGUUAAGAAACAUCAGUUUUUUCUUUUCGGUCAACCGAUACUCACUGAGCAACAAAUUUCCAAAAACUGUUCUAAAGAUGUAGUAGAUGAGAGUAAGAACAAAGAGAAGUGGUUUUUGGAUGCAUUUUCAGCAGGAAAAGCUUCUGAUGCAGCUGAGUUUAGUUGGCAACUUGGGCUGGAUAUUGGUCACUGCAAGGUUUUCUUGGAGUCAGAAGAUGUUGGAAGGACACUCGAUUUAUCACUUCUUGGUUCUUAUGAAGAGCUCUACAAGAAACUGGCCAACAUGUUUGAUUUUGAAAAAUCUGAGAUGUUGACUCGCGUGUUCUACCGGGAUGCAACAGGUGCUCUGAAGCAAACUGGUGAAGAACCCUUCAGUGACUUCAUGAAGACAGCAAAAAGAUUGACAAUUCUGACAGAUUCAGGCAACAAAAAUGUUAGAGGGGCCUGGAUUACAGGAACUCGAAAUGGUGAACAUGGAUUGGAUGCAUCAAACAAAACAGGUCCUCUAAGCAUAAUUGCUUAA